GAUAUCAGACCAGCUGGAUUCAACUCUUGAAUAUUCACAGUAUUUUUGGCAAAUUUACACGUUUCCCCCCAAAAAAAUGUCCUUUGAGAUGAGAAACGUAGAUUAUCCUGUAGCCUCUGAGCUAAAUUCAGAGAGCUGUGGCACCACCACCCAAAAAAAGAGGAAGGCCAGCACAGGACCAGAGUCCCCCAGAAAAAGGCAGAGGUGUGCCCGUGGACCCGCUCAGCUGGCAUCCGAGGCUGCGCCAGCAAAGCGUGGCAAAAGGAAGGCCAGCACCGAAAGGGGGACACCUGAAAAGAAGCUAAAGUGUGAACCCAGCCACACAAACUCCAGUGAAGCCAUCAGGGGGGCUAACUGGACGGAGCAGGACAACGCUGAGAAGCUGCUGGCCUCAGAGACUCCCGGGUCAACAAACAGGGAGCGUGCCUGUGACCCUUCCCCAGACUGCAGCACUCCAUCAGCCUCCAUACCAGACAGUGGGAGCGCAUUCCUCCCAUUCACACAAGACAGAGCUCGAUUUGAGGCGACGUACAAGGAGCUUCACAAGCUCGGAGAAGGAGGCUUCGGCUCAGUUUAUGCUGGGUUGAUGAUGGACAGCUUCCCAGUGGCGAUCAAACACAUCGCAAAGGAAGAUGUGGAAUAUGAAGAAAUGGUCUUUAAUGGGAAGACAUACAAGAUCCCACUGGAGGUUCUCCUAAUGCAGAAAGUGGGCGGUGAACCCCUGUCAGUAGGCACUUCUCCAGCUAUCUCAAUGCUAGAUUACUUUGAGCUAGAGGAGGAGGUCCUUCUGAUCAUGGAGAGACCAGUGCCAUGUGAGAGCCUGUAUAGCUAUCUAGAGAACAAUGGUGGACCCCUGGACGUGCAUGUUGCUAAGAACAUCAUGAAGCAGCUGGUUGACGCAGCCAUAAUGAUGCACAACAAAGGGGUCUUCCACCGGGAUCUCAAGACAGAAAACUUGCUCCUGGAAACCGGCUCCAGUGACCUGCGAGUGCGGAUCAUAGACUUUGGUUGUGGCUGCUGGGUACAGGAAGAGCCACAAUGCGUCUUCUCUGGAACCUCAGCGUACGCCCCUCCAGAGUUUUUCACACGAGGGACGUAUGAGGCUAUCCCCACCACAGUCUGGCAGCUGGGCGCGCUGCUGUACGAAAUGCUGUAUGGAGUGCAUCAAUUUCGUACCACUAGAUUCGUCCGCAAGAAAAGACCUUUUAACAAAGUCCUACACAAAGACUGCCGGAACUUUUUGAAGCAGUGUUUAACUCGAAGCCCACAACAUCGGGCCACCUUGGAGCAGAUUCAGCAGCACCCCUGGCUGCAGGAUCAAACUCAAGUCACACCUUAAACACUUGCUAAGAUGCCUGGACUUUGAUCUC
Molecule: messenger RNA, 1370 nt
Organism: Archocentrus centrarchus (flier cichlid)
Lineage: Eukaryota; Metazoa; Chordata; Actinopteri; Cichliformes; Cichlidae
Product: serine/threonine-protein kinase pim-2-like
Exons: 8
Coding region: 77-1339 (420 amino acids)
Biological process (GO): negative regulation of apoptotic process; protein autophosphorylation; regulation of mitotic cell cycle
Cellular component (GO): cytoplasm
Molecular function (GO): protein serine/threonine kinase activity; ATP binding
Source: RefSeq, a predicted model, not a curated record